ACAAACUACGGACACUCCGGAGAGACAAACAAGAGGCGUUUUCCACUAUCGCUCACCUUUAGCAGCUAGCAGCUUAAACUUUAAUAUGGCAUCGUUUAUAAUCAAACCUGCUCACCUCCGGUGUGUUGUAAGGACAAGCAGGCUUAUAAACGAGCUACGGACAAGAAACGCCUUGUGUUCAGACAGAAGUUAUGCCACUGAAGGAGACAUCAGGGUACCCAAAAUAUACACCAAAACUGGAGACAAAGGUUUCUCAAGCACAUUUACAGGAGAAAGGAGGCCAAAGGAAGAUCAUAUUUUUGAAGCCUUGGGGAAUACAGAUGAGCUGGCAUCAGCUAUAGGCUUGGCCAGAGAAUUUUGCCUCGACAAAGGUCACACGUUCACAUAUCAGCUGGACAAGAUACAGUGCAUUUUACAAGACGUGGGCUCCAAUAUUGCCACCCCUCGAUCAUCUGCAAGAGACAGUCACAUAAAGAGAACAAAAUUUACAGCUCAGCCAAUUGCAGACCUGGAGACCUGGAUUGAUGAAUUCACAGAAGAACUCCCUCCGCUGACCAACUUCAUUUUACCUUCUGGAGGGAAGGGCAGCGCAGCUUUGCACUUGGCUCGUACAGUGUGUCGCAGAGCAGAACGCAGUGUUGCUCCAAUUGUUCGGUCAGGCGAGGCAGAUCCAGAUGUUGCCAAGUUUUUGAACAGAUUGAGUGACUACCUGUUCACCGCGGCCAGAUAUGCAGCUAUGAAAGAUGGCAACGAGGAGAAAAUCUACAAAAGACCUGAAUGACCAGAUUUUCACAUGAGCAAAAAGGCACAGGCCCAAUUUGUUUUUGGGGAUGGUUGGUGUUGCAGAGAUUUCACUUGUAUUGUUAUUAUAUAUCAAUAAAUAUGAAUGAUGUCCAAUAUUGUUUUCUUAUAUAAAAAAAAUAAACCAUUCAGCCAAUAAA
Messenger RNA from Sebastes umbrosus (honeycomb rockfish), 941 nucleotides. It is a transcript of the gene mmab, whose product is annotated as metabolism of cobalamin associated B. The coding region runs from base 86 to 781 and encodes 231 amino acids. NCBI's taxonomy places the organism in Eukaryota, Metazoa, Chordata, Actinopteri, Perciformes, Sebastidae. The transcript has 9 exons. Gene Ontology annotation, molecular function: corrinoid adenosyltransferase activity. The record is from RefSeq and is a predicted model, not a curated record.